GCCCCGGAAGCAGAGCGCUCAGUCCGCACACGCCCCGCCCACUUUCGAUUCCCUGGGCGGAAGUCCCGACGUGCUGGUUCGACGACUUCCGGCCGCGGCUAGGGGGCAGGAACGUGGCAGGCGCGUGCGCGGGAGCGCCUCCUCGUGGAGAGGCGGAAGAAGCUAGGUCGAGCUUGCACUGGGACCCUAACUGGCCCCUGGGGGCUAAAAACAGCCUGGGGCAUUGCUGCUUCCCGAGUGCUCUGAUGCAGUCCCGAGACCUGUCUGUGAGGACACCAUACAGAGCCUUCAUUCAUUCAUUCAUUGACAAUGAAUGUGGGGUGCCCCUCUGUAACCAGACCUGGAUCAAGACGCCUGCCUCCCCAGACUCAGCCACUGCCCACUUCAGCUUCUGCCGGACCCUCCUGGAGCACACGGUGUCAGCUGAGAGCAUCCCCUGCCACUUGCCUCGGACACCUGGCACCAGCCUCACGUGGCAUGACUCCCGCAGCCAGAGGGCGGCCAGCAGCAGGCCAAUCAAGCUCCUGCAGCAGCCCGGCACAGACACCCCCCAGGGCCGGCUGUACUCUGACCACUAUGGCCUGUACCAUACAAGCCCCUCACUGGGUGGCCUGACCCGGCCCGUGGUCCUGUGGAGUCAGCAGGACGUCUGCAAGUGGCUCAAGAAGCACUGUCCCCACAACUACCUCGUCUACGUGGAGGCCUUCUCCCAGCAUGCCAUCACCGGCCGGGCACUGCUGCGGCUGAAUGCGGAGAAGCUGCAGCGGAUGGGGCUGGCCCAGGAGGCCCAGAGGCAGGAGGUGCUGCAGCAGGUGCUCCGCCUGCAGGUGCGUGAGGAGGGGCGGAGCCUGCAGCUGCUCAGCCAAGCUUCCUUCGGGAAAAUGUCCUAGCUGCUGUUGAGGCUUGAACCCAGACCCCAGCACUGUGAUGGGAGUCCACGGCUAGGGAGGAGGCCAAGCUGGCCCCGCAGCGCCUCUUGGACCCUGCGGGAUGCCGGGGCGGCCAGGCUGGCCCAACGGACAGACAGGACCAGGAUCACACCUCCAGGCGCCUCUGGUUGGACAUUCCAGGUCGUGCCCUGGGGCUGGGUGGGUAGGGGGCUGCUUGAGUGUGGCCCCACCUCCUGGGACCUGAGCCCAAGCCCUCCCCUGGUGUAGCUGGCAGCAUGUGGGGCAGCUGCCUGGAGCCAGAACCGGUUUGGAUGUCCCCCCUAGACUCCCAGGGAGUCUGUUUAUUUACAUUUCCCUCUCCACGUGAUGUCGGUCCCCCAUCGCCUGCUGAGUCACUUGUCUGUCCACCCACCCAGCCCAGUUCUAGGUCGUUCCCCAGCACCUCCAGGUUGGCCCACACAGGUACCAUAAGCUGCCUCGGCUCCCUGUGGCUUGUGCCCAUGCACCUGCCAGGGCCCAGCAGGCCAACCCAUCAUCUAGAGUAGUGGCCAUCAGCACCCGCCUAACGGGCACCAUGCCAAGCACUUUCAUCAUCAUUUAUACAUCGUCACCACACCCCCGCUAUUCAUGAGAAGUAAAGCUGAGAAAGGACCAGAUUGACCAAGCGCCAGAGACAAAAUGUGGCACAACAAGGACCCCAGCCCUGUCCAGGUGGCUCCGCACCCAGGGCCCAGGCUUAGCAGUGCUCCCUGCCCUAUCUUUGGGAAAAUCUUGCUUUUUUGGUCUUCCCCCCUCUCGCCCUCAAGAACAAGGGCCUUGUGCGUGGGCCUUCCCAUUGCUGCUUUCCCAAGGAGGCCUGGAUUCAGGGGAGAGGCCUUCCCAGGGCCACUCCCCUUACACCCUCCCAGAGGCCUGAGCAACCCCUCUCUGGGUGGUUUGGGGCUGGUGCUGCCUGGCGGAAGGACAGUGAGGGCGGCCCUGGCCGCCUCCACCCUCUUGCGCCUCUGCCCUCUCCCAGUCCCCUUGUGGCUUCUGAAAAUCUCAGGGACAGAUGAGGCUGAGCCCCCAGUCCCCUCUGUGUGCUUUGAGCCUCCAGACUCGAGGCUGGUCACUGCAGGUCCCAGGUGGAAUUUGGACAACUGGCCUGGCCGCUCCCAUCCUGUAAGCCCCCACCACGGGGAGACCCUCAUCCCUGCCCCCGUGUGGCUGCGCAAGUAUUCUGCCCGCCUCCCACCAUCAGCCUUCGCCCAAGGGGCCCUUCUGCCUCUGCUUCCCUCCCUUCUCCUCUGUCUUGCCCUGGCCCACGCACGCCUGUCUCGUCUUCCUUGUUUUGCGCUCACUUUUUUAUACUCUGACAAAAAAAAAAAAAAAAAUCAGAAAUAAAGCUGGUUCCCAAGUGCUGGC
Messenger RNA from Pan troglodytes (chimpanzee), 2294 nucleotides. RefSeq names its product sterile alpha motif domain containing 10 (gene SAMD10). Gene Ontology annotation, biological process: cell surface receptor protein tyrosine kinase signaling pathway. NCBI's taxonomy places the organism in Eukaryota, Metazoa, Chordata, Mammalia, Primates, Hominidae. The coding region runs from base 246 to 890 and encodes 214 amino acids. Gene Ontology annotation, cellular component: cytoplasmic side of plasma membrane. Gene Ontology annotation, molecular function: protein binding. The transcript has 6 exons. The record is from RefSeq and is a predicted model, not a curated record.